Magnolia sinica is the source of this 368-nucleotide messenger RNA. Its product is annotated as splicing factor U2af large subunit B-like. The transcript is spliced from 3 exons. The record is from RefSeq and is a predicted model, not a curated record. Gene Ontology annotation, molecular function: pre-mRNA 3'-splice site binding; poly-pyrimidine tract binding; magnesium ion binding. Bases 43 to 300 code for a protein of 85 amino acids. Lineage: Eukaryota; Viridiplantae; Streptophyta; Magnoliopsida; Magnoliales; Magnoliaceae. Gene Ontology annotation, cellular component: U2-type prespliceosome; nuclear speck; U2AF complex.
UUGGUUUUGUAACAGGCAAUUACAACAUUUUUUAGCUGUGUUAUGUCUGCUAUUGGAGGAAACAGUGCUGGUCCUGGCAAUGCUGUGGUUAAUGUGUACAUCAAGCACGAGAAGAAGUUUGCUUUUGUGGAUAUGAGAAAUGUUGAAGAAGUGAGCAAUGCAAUGGCAUUAGAUGGGAUAACGUUUGAUACGAUCCAUGUCCUGAACAAAAAUGAGCAUGCUCUUGAUAUGGCUGCAGCACUUCAUCACCAAUUAGGAGAUAGUGACGAGCCAAACGAUGGCAAUGCCUCAGUGAAGUAGAGAACUAAUGUGUUACUUCUUGGUGAUCGCUUUGGAGAUCUAGGAAUGUCUGAUGGUUUGAACUAAAA